Molecule: messenger RNA, 1513 nt
Organism: Danio rerio (zebrafish)
Lineage: Eukaryota; Metazoa; Chordata; Actinopteri; Cypriniformes; Danionidae
Gene: trim63b
Product: tripartite motif containing 63b
Cellular component (GO): Z disc
Molecular function (GO): zinc ion binding
Source: RefSeq, marked predicted
AUAGAUCUGACAACUGCAGGGAAUCAUUUACUGCUGUGUGCAGCAGCUUGUUUUUAACCUCAUUUUUCAAGGAGAACGCCACUAAAGUGAUACAGCAAAAGGAGCCAGAGCAACCACCAACAUGGACAUUCAGCGAACUGCCUCUUUGUUGGGGACUCCUGACUCGAUGGAGAGCCUUGAGAAACAGCUAAGCUGCCCAAUAUGUCUGGACAUGUUUACCAAACCAGUGGUCAUCCUGCCGUGUCAGCAUAACCUGUGUCGAGGAUGUGCUAGUGAUCUUUAUGACUCUCGAAACCCUUAUCGUUUCUCUGGUGGUGUUUUUCGGUGCCCAACUUGUCGAUUUGAAGUGGUUCUUGAUCGCCAUGGUGUGCAUGGACUUCAGAGGAAUCUUCUUGUUGAGAACAUAAUCGACAUUUACAAACAGCAACAAGAGGGUGGUGGAGGAGGUGGUGGCAGCACCACUGAAAGUCCAAUAAAACCCAAAAGCUCCAAAGAGCUAAUGUGUCAAGAACACGAGGACGAGAAGAUCAACAUCUACUGCGUUACUCACCAAACUCCCACUUGUUCCAUGUGUAAGGUAUUUGGCCAGCAUAAGGACUGUGAGGUGUCACCACUUGCUAGUGUCUAUCAGGCUCAAAAGGGAGAGCUGAGCAAUGCCAUUGAUGCUCUUGUGGCGGGGAAUGGCCGCCUUCAGGCGUUGCUUAACCAGAUGGAGGAGGCCUGCACAGCUGUUCAGGACAAUGCUCAACGUGCCAAACAAAAGCUUGGCGAAUGCUUCGAUUCCCUCUAUGCAGCCUUGGAGGAGCGUAAAAAUGCCCUCUUAGAGCGUAUUGGCAAAGAGCAAGACGAGAAGGUUGGUGCACUCAGGAGUUUGGCUAGGCGUUAUGGGGACCGUCUUCAGGCAGCCACAGAGUUAACAGACAUGGCAGUUCAGGCUCUGGAGCAAAGUGGUGCCGCAGAGUUCCUGCAGGCCUCCAAGAACCUGAUCUCCCAGACAAAAGACGCAGCAAAGAGCUCACUUGCUGAAGAAAGGCCCGAGCCAGGCUUUGAAAGAAUGGACCAUUUCACUUUGGAUACGGAGCAGGUGGAGACUUUGUUGUCCAAGAUGGACUUUGGAGGAGAGGAUGAUGAGGAAUUUGAAGACGCUGAAGAUCAAGAAGAGGAGUAAAUAAGUUGGAAGAAAAGAAGAGGUUUAGGAAGGUUUAGCAAGGUCAUUGACAAAUGAGAAAAUAGAAGUUUUAAUAUUCGUAUUUCACUGCUAAGCAGUGUUGUCAUUUCAACAUGUAUAAUCAAAAGAAUAUUUCCAAAUAACUAGGUGCCAUUUUUUAUACUUUUUAUAAUUUAGUCAAAAUGCUGCUGUUGUUCUUAAAAGUUAUCUUCCUACUUUUGUUUCGCUCAGAAAUGAGUCACUGUUGUUUAUUUCUGCAGUCUGUUGUUACUAGUUCUGUAUUUUCAGUUUACUCUGUUUUUUAAUGUUCUUUAUUGUUUGAAAAUAAAUAAAAUUGAAAAUUGA